Molecule: messenger RNA, 903 nt
Organism: Dovyalis caffra
Lineage: Eukaryota; Viridiplantae; Streptophyta; Magnoliopsida; Malpighiales; Salicaceae
Source: the annotation of a GenBank genome assembly
AUGCCUAGCCAUGACCAUGACCAAGACCAAGGCCAAUUAGACUCGAACCCACAAACACCGGAGCCCAGGGCUAGACCAGUUGGUGCCACUGAGUACAGUUGGUGCAGAUCAGUUCCUCUUGGCACAGGCAUCACCGUCUUAGCUCUCCUCUUAACAAAACGACCCAAUAUCCAUCUUCUCCAAACUAUCCUCGACAAACUACAAAAUUCCCGUCCUCUCCUCCGUUCCAAGCUCCGUUUCAAUUCCACCACCAACACCUUCUCCUUCAUCACUCCAACCUCUCCUCACGUCCAAAUCCAACGAUUCGAUCUUUCAUCAACCUCUGACAUUAUCUCCAACAACGACCGAAACAUAGACCCUUACCACCUUAUUUUAGAGCACGAACUAAACCAGAACUCUUGGUCAGCAUAUCUUGACCAAUCAUCAGACGCUGAAACUAACGUGUUUUUUGUUACUUUGUACACGUUGAGUGAAAAACGUUGGGCGGUGGUCCUCCGGCUGCAUACGUCGACAUGCGACCGUGCAGCGGCGGCUGGGUUGUUGAGAGAACUUUUGGUUCGGUUCGGUGGGGAAAGUCUAGGAGGGACACAGAAGGAAUAUGAGAAUGAAGUGGAGGUUAGUUUGGGAAUUGAAGACCAUGUUCCGAAUGGGAAGGGUAACAAGCCAUUUUGGGCGCGUGGGCUGGACAUGCUUGGAUAUUCUUUGAACUCGUUUAGAUUGUCCAAUUUGGAUUUUGUAGAUGCUGAUUCUCCUAGAGGCUCUAAAGUGGCGAGGCUUCAAAUGAACCCAGAUGAUACCCAAAAGCUCCUUGAUGUAAGUGGUUUUGUCUUCGCAUUGUUAGAUUUGUUUGCUAGCUAUCGUUUGCUUGUGAUGCGUGUUAGAUCAAUUCUGCAUCUUAUCUGA